Molecule: messenger RNA, 2945 nt
Organism: Physcomitrium patens
Lineage: Eukaryota; Viridiplantae; Streptophyta; Bryopsida; Funariales; Funariaceae
Product: 3-hydroxy-3-methylglutaryl coenzyme A reductase 1
Biological process (GO): sterol biosynthetic process; coenzyme A metabolic process; isoprenoid biosynthetic process
Cellular component (GO): peroxisomal membrane; endoplasmic reticulum membrane
Molecular function (GO): hydroxymethylglutaryl-CoA reductase (NADPH) activity; protein binding
Source: RefSeq, a predicted model, not a curated record
AUGGAGCAUCGUCGCUGCAGCCUCGGAUGCGGAGAGAGCACAAGCCACACGGCUGGCGAUAGUUGUCGCCACUGACACCUUCCCACGCAGGAAUCAUCACGGAACGAGUGAGCGACGGAAGAGGGGGCCGCCCUUCGCGGACACGCGCUGUUCAUCGGACGGGAGGAGGUUGCUCUGUGAUGGUGGUGACUACUUGAGGGAAUGAAAGGAGUAUCGUCCUAGAUGUCAUUCAGUGUUGUUGGAACCACCGAGGCGCGUUGCACUCCGACCUCUCUCCUCCUCGCCGCUGGCUUGGUUUUCUGGCUCCUCGUCGGGCGUCAUUUCUUCCACUUGACGCUGGCAGCGGCGUGAGGAAACCGGACAAGUGUGUUAAGGUUAGGCGGAGGUUUGGCUCGGCGCUCUCGGUGGUCCUUUGAACUGAUCUCACGGUGUACUCAGCGUUUUGUGUGCGGCGGCCGUUUGUACUCUUGUUUUGGUAGAGUUUCGUUGCGUUUCGGGCCGGAGAUCGACAGUCCGGCGAGGUCACUGAUUCUUUUUCUCUGUUCUGUAUUCUCAUGCCUCCGUGUCUUCUAUUUUGAGGAGAAGUCAGAGGGAGUAGUGACAUUGGUGUGGAGUUCGCGGAGAAGGGAAGAAGUGGUGGUGCGUUGUGGUGAAGAUGAAGGCCAGGAAAGGUUGCAGCGCGGGUACGGGGGGCGAGUUCAAUGAGAGGAAACAGCCGCUACUGAAGCGUCAGAAGGAAAGAAAAGCACUGGCGUCGGAUGCACUGCCAUUGCCUGUGGCAUUGACAAACAAGAUCUUCAUUGUGUCAUUUUUCGUGGCAUCGUAUUUCCUGAUGAGGUCGUGGCGAGAUAAGAUCCGGAGCUCGACCCCGUUGCAUAUGCUGUGUCUGUGGGAGAUUGUAGCACUUAUUGCCCAGCUUUCGUCGUUUAUAUAUCUGAUAGGAUUUUUUGGAAUAGAUUAUGUGCAAUACUUCAUCGGCAAGAGCGGUGAUGGCUCUUGGGAUUCUGAUGAGGAGAGGGAAUGCGUCAAAUCAAGCUGUCAGGUUGUGCCUGAGGCACCUAAGGCUCCAGUUCAGCUCAUGGGCGUGGGCUUAUGUGACAAUGAGGAUGAGGACAUUGCCCGCGCUGUGAGCAACGGUGAUGUGCCUUCUUAUUCCCUGGAGACGCAGUUAGGGGAUACCCUGAGAGCCGCUUCAAUUAGACGUAGAGCAGUGGAGUUAACCACAGGAAGGUCCCUUGAAGGUUUGCCAUUGACGGGACUUGAUUACAGUUCCAUUAUGGGACAAUGCUGCGAAAUGGUUGUAGGCUACGUCCAAUUGCCGGUUGGGGUUGCUGGACCUCUCCUGCUCAAUGGUCAUGAGUUCACAGUUCCGAUGGCCACCACUGAAGGAUGCCUGGUGGCCAGUACCAACCGCGGUUGCAAGGCUAUCCAUCAAUCAGGUGGUGCUACGAGCAUUCUGCUGCAGGAUGGCAUGACGAGGGCACCCGUGGUUCGUUUCCCGAGUGUGAAGAGAUGCGCAGAUCUGAAGUUCUUUCUCGAAGAUCCUAACAACUUCGACACUAUUGCACACAUGUUCAACAGGACUAGUCGUUUCGCCAGGCUGAAACACCUCAAGUGCCAGUUGGCUGGUCGAAAUGUCUACAUUCGUUUCACAGCUAUGACUGGUGAUGCGAUGGGGAUGAACAUGAUAUCCAAAGGUGUUCAAAACGUUUUGGAUUAUCUUCAGGAUGUAUACCCAGAUAUGGAGGUCAUCAGUGUAUCUGGUAACUUCUGUGCGGACAAAAAGCCAACAGCUGUUAACUGGAUUGACGGCCGUGGAAAAUCUGUUGUUUGUGAGGCAAUUCUGAAGGGAGAUGUUGUACGCAAGGUGCUGAAAACUUCAGUUUCCGCCUUGGUGGAGCUAAAUAUGGUCAAGAAUUUAGCUGGUUCUGCCUUGGCUGGCGCAGUUGGAGGCUUUAAUGCACAUGCAGCGAACAUUGUAUCUGCUGUGUACAUCGCGUGUGGACAAGAUCCUGCUCAGAAUGUUGAGAGCUCACAAUGCAUCACCAUGAUGGAGGCUGUCAAUGGAGGUCAAGACUUGCAUGUCUCUGUUACGAUGCCUUCCAUUGAGGUGGGAACUGUCGGCGGUGGUACACAAUUGGCAUCACAAUCAGCUUGCUUAAACCUACUUGGAGUGAAGGGAGCUAAUGUAGAGUCCCCAGGGGCUAAUGCUCAAACACUUGCCAGGAUAGUGGCAGGAACAGUGCUGGCUGGUGAGAUCUCUCUUAUGGCUGCUUUGGCUGCUGGUCAACUUGUGAGGAGCCACAUGAAAUACAACCGUUCAAGUAACAACAUGGCUGCUAUCGCGAAUGCCGCCUUGCCUCCUCUACCAACUAAGACUACUUCCGCCUGAAUCUCGUGAUAGAGAAUAUGGCAAUUGUAACCUGUGUAUCACUGAAGUUGUAAUUUCUGCUGCAAGUCAAACUCGAAGCCAUUCGUCCAACAUUUUGAUGAUCUUUUGAAUCUUCUACGGUUCGAAAUGCAGAUUUUGAGGUCCAGAUCUUUGAAUAUUAACGCAUCAAAGCUGGUUGUGCACCUUAUUAGGAGAUUUCUAGUUUCAGGCAGUGUUAAACUUGCUUGCUCCCCUCCGAAGCGUGCGCUUCCCCUCUAUAUUGCGUCACCAAUUUUGUUUCGGAUGGCAUGACCCCCAUAGCCAUUCACUUAGACGAUGGGGGACUGCGUUUAGAGCGCGAUUUGAAUCCUGUAUAAUGAUUUUCUAUAGAAACUACAGUCGAUUUUUCUGAGUUCCUGACUCUGAUGGUACCAUGACAGUGCAUUUAGAUUUAUUUUCUGACGAUCUGGAACUAAGCAGUCUCGUGACAGCUACAGGUGCCGUAUCCCAUCGCUGGCAACGCCAGCAAAUGUACAAUUGUGGCUUUCUGCGAAGGGAAUUGUCUGUCUGCUGA